ACGUCCACAUGGCAGUAACUGCUACCGUCUAGCAGUGGUCGUCGCUUGAAGGUAUAUUACAUUAGUACCUAGAUUGGAAGCGCUUAAAACUACGUACAAUGGGAAAGACCAAGAAUCCGAAAUAUAAACGUGCGCAGUUCUCUCCUGACGGGCUCACUGUGAGCGCCGUCAAAGACCUCGUUGCAGAAGAGGACGAUGUGGGGGACUGUCCGGCAGUCGAGCUACUGGAGAAGCUGCACAGCCCCUGCGCGGACAUGCGCGAGUAUGCGUGUGCUAGCAUCUCGCGGAUGGUGCAGCAGAGCAAGUCCAUUCCGGGCCUCCUGCAGAGACACGCGGUGCGGAGGAUCGGUCCGCUCAUGCUGGACAACAGCCUCGCGGUCAGAGAGACCGCUGCCGGGGCACUCAGGAACUUGAGUGUGUGUGGAGGCCUGGAAGUGUGUGAGGUCAUGGUUCAGCAGGAUGUACUCACUCCUCUGAGUGCUCUACUGAAGGAGUGCUGUGUGGGGUUCCAGACCAACUCCACCCCCAUGAAAAAGGAACCGAAGCACACUGUUGAAGAUGUAGCAAACGAGGCUGUGAACUUACUCUGGAAUCUCUGUGAGAACAGCAGUACGGCGGUUUCAGUGUUUAAUAAAGCUGCACUUCUGGAUACUCUGCUGCCGUGUCUAGAGAGGCAUCCUCACCACAUUCAGCUUGCUUUAUCAGCAGCCCACUGUCUGCACACAGUGACCGAGGAGAACACGGAACUGGCUGUUAGCGUGACCAGCCCGGUUCUGGCGGUUCUGGAAAACAUGCUGCUGUCCACUGAGCCCGACAUGGAGCACAUAUUGCUGCGCACGCUGGCCGCAGGGUCAGUGUGGAACCUGAAGAGCUGUUUGUCCCCUGCCCACCAGCCCGACGCCCUGUCAGCCGUGGUGGCCGCCUUGGCCCACUGCCUCGGCCUGGACUUCGGCACAGUGGCGUCGGAGCUGUGGCAGACCCAGGCAGCAAGGACGGCCGACGGCCCAGCCGCCACCGAGGAGCACCCAGCAGGGGGCGCUGUGGAGGAAGCGGAGGACAUGUGCGAAUUAGGCGAGGAGGCAAGGGCGAACAGACGAAAGGGGAGCCAGAAGUGCACGUGGACAGAUAAAGACAUCUCUGACUUCCUGCCUAGGGACAGACUGGAGUUGAGGGGGGCCCUGGCACUCCUGACGGCGCAGCAAACCUCACUGGAGAUCAUUGUCAACAUGUGCUGUUCAGACGAGCCCUCUGAUGAUGAGUGGGAGGAACUGUCGAGCAGUGAUGAGAGUGAGAUGUGUGCUGACAGCUGUACAGUGGAUGAGAACACCAGUCUGCUGUCACCCCUCUGCCUCUCUGCUGAGCUCCAUACCAUGCUGCUUAACUACAACAUACCCCAGCAGGUUCUGAAGAGGGCGGAGUUUCCCAGCCCCGUUGCUCUGGAGAUCUGCAGUAAGGACUCAACAUGGAGGUGUCUCAUCAAAAAGAUGCACCGGGUGCAGUGCCGCGCAUUGACGUGUCUCCAUAACAUCCUGGCUGCCAUGGAUACGGAGUGUCUGGGCGGGGCUGCGGGGCUUCAGGUCGUGGCUCAGCGCCUCUCCUGGCUGGUCUUCAGCUUAGCAGACGUCACGAAGGAUGAAGAGUUUUUGGAGGCAGUGACCAGUGCUAUGCGCUCUCUGCUGCAAAUAAUGGCUUCCAAAAAUAUCCCUCCGUGUAUGAACCCACAGCAGUUGCUGAGUGUGUGUGAGGCUGCGACUAGCUGCGACCUGGUCAGCGUGAGGGUGAAUGCUCUUGCCAUUGUGGGCAUCACAGGAAGCACACUGGCCAAAGAGGCGGGCUCCGCCCACACCCUGCAGUUGAUGGGGAGAGUGCUACUGCACGUGGCGUCCAGGGACUGUAAUCUGGUGGUGUGUGGCGAGGCACUGGACGCGCUGCUGGACGUGUUUGCUGAUGGGGAAGAGGCAGAGCGAGCAGCACACGACAUCGGUCUACUCGCUGCUCUCAAAGCCCUGCAGCCUGCCUUCAAGGCCAAGAUCCGUAAGGAAGGCCGCGCAAAGCACCGCCCCGAUCAGCUCUGUGUUCUGGACAACGUCAGAAUUAACCUGAGGAGGUUCAUCGGUUAUCUGGAAUCGAUGCAGAAGAAGUGAGACUGGAUGACCUCGUCCCUCUGCACACCUUCCUCUUCCAUGCAUGUGCCUGCAUUUAGAGCAGGACCCUUGCACCAGUGCUGGACGCAACAGGACUGAAACUUUAACUUGACCUUCCGUAGCACCAAUCAGGCAUUUCUAAAACUGGCAGGCCAGUUUUGGUUGCUCUGGCAACAUGGGUGUUAGGCCAGUGGUUCUAAAUAUACUCCGCAUUCAGAGCUAAAAUCACUGCUCGAGGUGCUGUUGACGUCACGCUUGCUUAAAACUGUUGUUCUGUGCUUUUGUAAAAUAUUUCAUAAGGAAAUUUUUUAUAAGGCACAUUUUUGUUUUAGUUUUUAAGAAUUGAUCCAAGUGCAUUGUACCCAUGGGUCGUGCAUAUAUUUUCUUUUAAUAUACUGCAAAACUUGAUAUUUUCAAUGUUAUAGCUGUGUUUGUGCAGCUCAAGGGCUGGUCAAUAGAGGGCAGUAGGGAGUUUGGGAAAUAAUAAGCCACAUACAGCUUGGCUGUGUAACAGAGGAUCACUGGGAAAAUGCUAAACAUGUCUAGCUUACUUUUUUUUUUUUUUUUUUUUUUUUUUUUUUUUUUUUGGUAUAUGCUCUUUUUGGGUUGAUCUAAUCCACUGUUGGUUUUAAGAUCCGUCAGGUACCUAGUGGAUCUUGGACCAAGACUCCUAGCCAGGUUCAGCUGUGGCAGUGUUUUGACAAUAUCUGAUUGGAGCUUGAACAUCAAAUUGCAAAAUAUGUACUUAAAGUGGCCCUUUGGUUAUGUUUGACAGGAUGUGCAAGUGUGAAAUGUGUAGUUAAAGAAUAUCUCUGGGACAAAUAUCAUUUCAGAAGACUGAUUGCUACGACACCAUGGGGGGGGAGGGGGAGGGUGAGGGUGAGUGUGAGUGUGUGUAGGUCUGAAAUACAGGCAAGAUAGAACCGAUACGUUCUCAGGAUUCGUAAGAUAUGGACCCCAUUCUGAUUCUGACGUUCUGUUCACGUCCGUUAUGUAGAGUGUACUGUGCAUUUAAGAAAAUGUUUGAGUGCUUUCAUAGAUUCAUACAUUUCUUCAUAGAUUUCUUUUUAAAAUGUAAUUAUGAUUUAUUAUUCUUGUAUAUAUUUAGUGAUGAGCUGGGACUAAACAUUAGUCAAAAGGUAAAAAAUGACAUCACAAUUUUAAGAAGUACCAUUCAAUUAAAAACAAACCUGUGUAUCCUCUAUAAACUAGUUUGGUUUCCUCUAUAAACUCUUUGAUUUCUAAAAGAUUUGUUUUAUGAGUGUAUGAAAAAAAUAUUACAGGGGAAAUUGUUUGUGAAAUAUUCUAGUGCUAUAUUUAAUUAAAGGGUGAGUUUUUGAAAAAGACUGAGCAGCUUGUGAUUAUAGUCCAGCAGACCAUUGGAUUAAUGACCUAUACACGACCGAGUAAAUGCACAGCACGUUUUUAGUUGUUCUGGCUAUGUUCUACAGGACAGGAUUUGGAAUAAAACUAUUAGGAUAAGGUGUCUCAUUCAUUCCGUUUG
Messenger RNA from Electrophorus electricus (electric eel), 3648 nucleotides. RefSeq names its product HEAT repeat containing 3 (gene heatr3). The record is from RefSeq and is a predicted model, not a curated record. Lineage: Eukaryota; Metazoa; Chordata; Actinopteri; Gymnotiformes; Gymnotidae. Gene Ontology annotation, biological process: protein import into nucleus; ribosomal large subunit biogenesis.